Molecule: messenger RNA, 3489 nt
Organism: Naegleria gruberi
Lineage: Eukaryota; Heterolobosea; Eutetramitea; Acrasida; Naegleriidae
Exons: 1
Coding region: 1-3489 (1162 amino acids)
Molecular function (GO): protein binding
Source: RefSeq, a predicted model, not a curated record
AUGACUUCAAUAGAAUCAUCAACAUCAUCAUCCAGAAUAACUCAACCUGAACAGCCCAUUAGUAAUACUUCUACCACCACCGAUGAAACCAUUACAUUAAACUCUGCUAACUCUCCUUCUACCCCUCGAAAGGCUUCCAUAAUGACGAAUACUUCUUCAAUAAUAACAACAACUGAUAACCACCACUACUCAACUACCACUUCUCCUCCAAAUAAUAAUAACCAAUUUUCAACUCCUUCAUCAAAUAAUAAUAAUCACACUACUCCAAUGAUGCCACCAUCAACAACAACAAUAACACCGAGUCAAACAAACAGACAAUCCAUUGAAAAUGUUAAUAAUAAUUAUUCAUCUCCAAUAACUCCAAUGAAUUUAGACCAAAUUGGUAAACUGGUCGAUGAUAUGGGAGAGUUGAGUGGAAAUGGUUUUCUGAGUAGAAGUAGUUCUACUCACAGUUAUCACGGAAGUACAAAUAGUACAACAAUUUAUAAUGAUAUUGAUAUUGUUAAAGUGGCUCAAUUCUUUGAUAAUUUAGAUGCUUCUUCGUUGGAUGAAGAUACUUGGAAGGAGUUGGUGUUGAAUUGCUUUGUUCCAUCAUCACAACAUUUAUCUGCCAAGAAGAAGAAAGUUAACAGAAAGCAUUCGAAAGCAAACGAAACCAGCCAAGUUGAGCCAUUGAUUGAAAAAGAUACAGUUGCGGAAACUAGUGCCAAAUCAAUAAUUUUAGAUACCACAACUUCGGUAUUAUCUUCAAAGGGAAGUGCUUUAAUGGACUUGAGUGGUCUCUAUCACAUUUCUAUUCAUUCUCUCUACCGAUUGAAACAAUUACUCUACUUUAGAUUCUUCUUCUUUACAACUGGAUCUAUGAAAUUGAGUGGUAACGAAUCAUCAACUCUUACUGUCAGUAACAGUCUCAGUGUUAAUAGAAAUAGUAUAAAACUAAACAGGAACAGUACUAGAUUCGCAGACCUCCAAUCUCUUGGCAGUCCAUCAAGUAGUACUGGAUCACCUACACGUGAAGUUGAAGUCAUGUCAAGGAAGGAAUUUACCUCCAUGAAAGAGGACGUUCUCGACACUUGGAAACAAUUUAAAUUUGCAACGGAACCAUCUUUGAAAUUAUUGUGGACUAAAUAUUUACUCAAUACCAAGUUUAAUUCUAUUCAAAAGUGUACACUAAUGCACUUGGCAUCCAAGUACAAUCAGAGUGUUAUUAUGGAAUGGUUAUUUGAUGAAUGUGGACCUGAUUUCUUAUUUGUUUCGGAUGCCAUGAAAAUGACUCCACUCUUUUAUACUUCCUUCUUUAAUGCUACUGAGAGCUGUGCAUUCUUGUGUACGAAAAUUAAGAGUUCAACAAUCAAGACAGGAGUUUCAAGAGCUAGAAAUGGAUCAGAACUUGUGGCCAAUCCACAUUCUAAUAGUGGAGGAGGCUCUGGAAGAAAGAGCUUUUUCGGUAAUAAGAAUAAGGCAGAUGUUCCUUCACCAACUAGUUCAUCUCCUGCUACUGGAGCUUCAUCUCCAUAUAAUAACAAUGCAUUGGAAAAGAUUAUUCAACAAGUGGAUGAUGAAUUUGGAUACAAUGUAUUUUAUGUAGCAUUGAAGAGAGGUUGCUUUGCAGUGUGUGACAUGCUCAUUUUGUUUGGUGCUUCAUUGGAUACUACAAUUCGUGGAGGUGAAACCAUGUUGCACCGUGCUUGUUUCGAAUUACCAUUGGAUAGAAUAGUUUAUCUCAUUCAGAAGGGAGCUAUUUUACUAAAGAAGGAUCAAAAAGGAUGUGUUCCACUCUUCAAUCUUGUUGGGAGAGAAGUUGAGGUACAACAAGUGCCAACUCAACCUUCACCAAGAACUCUCUCCUCACAAAACUCAACAAAGGAUGUAAUUAAUGCUGCUGAUGAAAAAUCGGUAGAAUCAAAGAGAGAAUCAUCUCAAGUACCAGAUGAAGAUUUACUUUUGAUUGAAGAAUUCCUUCUCGAACAUGAAAUGUCCAAGGAAAAAGAUGAGGAUACCAUCAAUGAAUCAACUAAAUAUGACUCACCUAGAGUUGACUCAGUUAAACAAUCAUCAGAACAUAGUGAUAAUACUCCAAUUUCGAAUAGAGCUCCAUCACCAACAACUAGUGUUUCUAGUUGUGAUACUGACGUUUCUGCUGAUAUUUUCCAAGAAUUGGAUGAAAUGUUUGUUGGUGAAUCUGGUGAAGUCAAUUAUGAAAAUAAGAACAAACUCUUAACAAACGAUAGAAGAAAGAAGAGAGAACCUCUCAAGCUUCCUGCUGCACUCAAAAUGAGAUCAGACUCAUUGGCUGCUCUUUCAGGUAUUAAUGGAAUGGCAGGAGGAGGUUAUACCAGUAAUCAACAAGGUGUCCUUCUUGAAGAUUCUAUCAAGAUUAAAUCAAGCCCAAUUCAAAAUAAUUCAUCACCCUCUCCAGCCAAUUCCAAAACCAAUACAAAUGGUUCUAGAUUCCCUAAUCACAUUAGUCACUUCCUUCAAGAUGAAUUCCAAUUGAAGAAGAAUAUUAUGUUCAAAGCCAUGGAGUUGCUUGUUCCUCAAAUGGGAUGGUCAACCAAGACACUCAUUCUCUCAGCUAAAAAAUUCUAUGGCUUGAGUGAACAAGAGGCUCGUGACUUGUUUUACAAUGAUCCUUCAGAGAGAGCUAAGAAACUCAAUCCUGAACUAAGCAAGAAUAAUUCUCAAACCAACAAUUCAUCAACAGAAAGUAACAACAACAGUGUACUGAAACGAAAACAACCAAUUUUGGAGGCAAUUUUGCCAUACAUUUCUAGAGAGCAAUUCAUUAAAGUUUUGAAGAGUCAAAAUUAUCAUGGAAGAAAUAUUCUACACGAUUGUGUAAUUAAGGGUGAUUUGAAAUCCAUGCAAUUGAUUAUUAAUGAGCUACUUCAACCUAGAAAGAGUACAUUAGGAUCGGCCCUCAGAUUAGCACCAAAGAAUGUAGAGCUCACACCAGAACAAAAGCUUGCAGAAAAACAAAAAUAUGACGAAGAGUCUCAAGAAAAUAUUGAAGUCCUCAAUGAGUUGUUGAUGGAACCAGAUAAUGACAAACAUCAAACUUGUCUUGCAUAUGCUUGUAGCGACAGCAAUACAUUUGCUGUAAGAUAUCUCCUAUCACUGUAUAAUAUUGUUGGUGUUCAAAUGAACAAGAGACCUAGUGUUGCAGCUAGCUCUGUUGCAAAUUUAUCACCAAAUCAAAAUACCACUCCAACUUCAGGAGGUCUCCUUUCAACACCAAGAGAAAAUAGUAGAAGUGCUUCAACUACAAAUCUAUCGAGUCCAAGAGUAGAACCAAAACAAACAUUAAUGUACAAGGUUUUACACUUGAAAAAUAAGCAAGGUAAAACACCAUUAGAUAUUGCCAAAUCGUCUCAUGUUCCUUGUGACGACAUUAUUGAAAUGCUUACUCAAUCCCUUGAGAAGGGAGGCUCCUCUUCAGAUAGUGGUUCCUCAUCUGCUUUCCAAUUUUUCAAACGAAAAAAGAAAUAA